GUAAUCCCAAUAUCAUCGCAACCAACUGAGACCAACCACCUCGAACCUCAAGUAAACCGUAUCCCGGGCUCGCUCCAUAUCAUUAUAUUCACACGUGAUAGUGCGAGAAACUCAUACUUAUUUGCAAGUGUCGCUCCGACUCGCUCGUCAAAACCCGAUGACCUCCAACGAUCAGCACUUCAACCUUCUUCCUCCUCUCAUCCAAGUCGGACACGCCGAACAGUUCAUUCAAUCGGGAAAGACACUUUUAUCUUCUCAAUCACCUUUGAAUCAGUCUUAUGCUGUAUUUCCAUCUGCCCGAAAAGAUGAUGCCCCAAGCAUAAAAGCCAGUGGUGUGGAAGAGCAGCCCAUUUUCUUUGUGAGCAGUGAAAAUUUGCCAUCAUCUGAAAGACGACUGUUCAUCGGAGAUACAUCCAUAAUAUUUGCUGCGUUACAAAACUUGCUUAACACGGCUCAAAGCCGAGGGCAGGAAUGGUUACAAAGUCAAGAAACCCAUAAUGUGAUCAGAAAGCUAACCCUGGAUUAUGUUAAUUUCACCAGAGAGUGCUGGAUACACACCUCACAAGCGUCCGUUCAGUCCUCCCAAUUUUCUGGUGAUCAUUACCGCAGCUUAUACACGUGUCUUGCCCUAUUCGCUGUUUUAUACGUACCCGAGUACGGGUACGAAGACGCACCAGUAGGUGACGAUUUGAUGGAGUGGCUGAAUAUCCACUUCAUCGAACCUUCUACCGAGGAGGGCGAUCACCUAUCAGGUCUAGAUCAUCCUUGGGAAGAUGAAAUAUUCUGGCCGUAUCUUGUCAGGGUGACUUUGAGAGGCCUUUCCAAAGCCGCGACCUUCUUUCUCGCAACGCUAUCAACUCACCCGUCCGACAAUCUCCGACGGCUCGCUCAACGGUUGUCCCCAUUACUUCAAUCUCAGCCUCACCUUCAGUCUUUCGAGGCGGAGCGCGAUUUUGCAUAUGCUUCUCACCGAUGGAAGGAUAAGGUGAAAGCUCUGCGAAUUGAACUAGAUAGUGUCUCUGAAUCUGAUCGGCAUGACGGGAUCGAGAAUUGGUGGGAUCGUCUGAGUGACAUUGUUGGUAUACUAGAAGGACGCACCGAAGUCAUUCGUCGGGUCUGCGAAGAUCUUGGCGCGGACUGGAGAGAAAUUUCUGUCUCGUGGGGCGUAUUUGCUGAUGCAAGACUACGAAGACAAGAUUUACCUGAGGUUGUCUCCCAGGUCCUUGAUGACAUGCCUCAAGAUCCGACGAAUUUAGAGGAUAUGGUACAUGCAGCGCUGUUCAGCGGUGACCCAACCAAAGCAUUGUCCCACGCAGCGCAACUUGACCCCUGGCUUGCUGCACAUAUGGCAGAUUUAAUGCAAGCAUUAUCUUUAAUCGAAAAAGAUGCAAAUGAGGACUCAGGUCUCAAUGUCAGAGAUUUUUACGUGCUCGGUUAUGCACAGUACCUUCAUUCUGAUCCUGCCCUUUGGAGAAUUACUGUGGCAUACAUGUUUUCUUGCGGAGAAACUGGCAUCAGAAGUGCCGACGAAGUGUUGAUGCGCGUUCCCCUCAAGUUGCGCACCGUCAAAUCAAUUACCAAUGACCAAGGGGAGCAAAACGGUGCCGACAAUUUAAAGUCUGGAGACCUUGCUGGUGUGGUAAAAGACAUCAAUGCGACGUGUUAUGAAUAUCAGCGGGAGGAAGUUCGACGAACUAUUUGUCGCAUAGCUGCUCAGACCUUUCUACAAGAAAAGGAGUACGGACUCGCACUUUCGUAUUCUUCUUCGGCGGAAGACUGGCCUGGACUAGGUCGUGUAGUUGAUCGCGUUUUACAAGAGUAUAUCACUGCAGGGCCGGACCAAUUUAUCCGUUACGUAGCUAGCAUUGCGCCGUCACUCCAGACACUUCGAAUGCAGCCCGGUGCACAAGGCAUCUUCAUCCACCGCUUGAUGUUUGCUGUUCGUUACGCUGAAUUCCAUCAGCGCCUGGGUAACCAGGAUCUGCAAGAUGCUGCAUGGGAUCUUGUAUCAAUGUUCCAAGACAGAUUUUCUCCAAAAUCAUGGUGGGCGGUCCUAUUGUACGAUUCCCAAAGACUUUUGCAGCAUGACGCUACAUUGCUCUUUCCAUACGCAAGCGCGCGCGUUCUACUACAGCAUUUGGAAGAAGUAAUUGCGCGAACUGAUCAAGGAUCCGGCGAUGAGUAUCUCCGUGUCUUGAUCGCAAAGCUCGGUUCUGGUGGGACAAAUGAGGCACUUCAUGCACUCCAAGGCGUACGGCUGGCACUGGCGAAGUAUUUUGCCAGAUGCACGAUGAUUGGCACUGGGGGGAAACAGAUUUUGGAGCGCAAAUUCAUUGCUGCGGUGUGACACAACCUGAUUUUUACGUCUUUGCAACUAUCGUUAUUGAUUGACAUUACGAGUUAGUACCACUUUAAUGCAGCUUCACAAAAAGCCCAUGUGCUAUUCGAAAGGCGAACUUCCGCACGGCAUGGGACAUUUGAAUUCCGGUGCCGAACAAAUUAUCAUAGAAGAGCACUAGAACGUUCUUGGGACCUC
Molecule: messenger RNA, 2536 nt
Organism: Suillus bovinus
Lineage: Eukaryota; Fungi; Basidiomycota; Agaricomycetes; Boletales; Suillaceae
Product: Nup85 nucleoporin-domain-containing protein
Exons: 11
Coding region: 158-2347 (729 amino acids)
Biological process (GO): protein import into nucleus; positive regulation of DNA-templated transcription; mRNA export from nucleus
Cellular component (GO): nuclear pore outer ring
Molecular function (GO): structural constituent of nuclear pore
Source: RefSeq, a predicted model, not a curated record